Messenger RNA from Beauveria bassiana ARSEF 2860, 1026 nucleotides. Its product is annotated as HVA22 family TB2/DP1 protein. Bases 1 to 1026 code for a protein of 341 amino acids. The record is from RefSeq and is a predicted model, not a curated record. The transcript is spliced from 3 exons. NCBI's taxonomy places the organism in Eukaryota, Fungi, Ascomycota, Sordariomycetes, Hypocreales, Cordycipitaceae.
AUGUUUGACCUACCUGCUAUGCUGCUAUGCUCGGUAGCAUCCUUCCUCUUUCCCAUAUUCGCUUCCUAUAAGGCGCUCAAAACCUCCGACCCUGCGCAGUUAACACCAUGGCUCAUGUACUGGGUCGUCUUUAGCAUCUGCCUCUUGGCCGAGUCUUGGGUAGCAUUCAUUGUCACAUGGAUACCCUUUUAUGGAUACUUUCGCCUGAUAUUUCUGCUCUACCUCAUUUUACCACAAUCCCAAGGCGCCCGUGUUCUAUACGAGCAGUACGUCCACCCAUUUCUGCAGGACAACGAAGCCCACAUCGACGAGUUUAUCGCCAACUCCCACGAGCGUCUCAAAUCGAUGGGACUUUCCUACAUUCGGCAAGCCAUCAAUUAUGUCAGGGAGAACUUGCUCGGAAUGCCCCCUGCUGAGCCUCCGGCGCCAGUCCCCGAAAAUGUCGGCGCGCAAGGCUAUACGCAGUCUCUCCUCUCGAGGUUUAGCAUCCCUUCCGCGAAGUGGACCGCCCCUGGUGCUCACAGCGCCAGCGACUUUUAUAGCCUCUUGUCGAGUGCAGUCUCGGCCGCUAGCGGUACUGGGGUUGCUAGAAGUGCCCAGGGACCAAGCGACAUGACUGCGUCAGGCAAUCUCAUCCCGGAGCACCUGCACGACUCUGGAGCCAAAAUCAACUUCAUCUCCGCGCAGAAAGAGCGUCUCAGCUAUUUACUGGCUGCUCUAGACUCUGAGGCGCAAAAGCUCCAAAAUGAAACACCAAAGCAGGGCGCGCCAGGCACCUUUGACGGACCAGCAGACACUGCACCUACACCCCGAUCGCCUAGCGGCCUCAGCAUGCUCAGCGCUCUCAGUAAAAGCCGGAGCGAGGCUGAUUUUGAAAAGAUUGAAGCCGACAGCGGCACCGAGGAAGAGCUCACCAUGCGCAGGCGCAAUGUGUCGAGCGGGGGCUCUUGGAUGCCUUGGGCAUGGAGCGGCGCCGACGACGCGCACAAUCAGGAUCAUGGCUCAACCACUGGGCGGGAGCACUAG